Erpetoichthys calabaricus (reedfish) is the source of this 1536-nucleotide messenger RNA. RefSeq names its product ankyrin repeat and SOCS box protein 12-like. Gene Ontology annotation, molecular function: protein binding. The transcript has 3 exons. The record is from RefSeq and is a predicted model, not a curated record. Lineage: Eukaryota; Metazoa; Chordata; Cladistia; Polypteriformes; Polypteridae. Bases 208 to 1155 code for a protein of 315 amino acids.
GGGAAGCAUCUAAAAUUAGCAGCAUCACAGAACAGGCCACUUUGCUCGCCUCGACUCCCAUCAGUCUGCACAGCCCUCGGCCACAGGCUCUUUCUCACUGUGGUUUUUCAAAUGUGACGGUCAAUUUAUAAUGGACUAAGCUCUGCAGCACUGACCAGCGGCUGAAAUUGGUGGCUUAUGCUCAUUUUAAUUGCAAGACUGUGAAACAUGGUGCACAGCAGCCUGGGCAGUAUGAGUUUAGUGGAUAUCUCCAAGAUCUUUUCUAUGCUCCAACCAAAGGAGGAUGAGGAAGACAAUGGUGAGCGGGUGGCCAUCAACCAGGCGGUUUCCAGUGAUGAUGACCAGUUGCUUCUGCAACUCUUGUCACAGGAGCGUUACAGAAAGUUCAUCAACAGCAGGAGUGGCUGGGGUAUCCCUGGGACCCCCCUGCGCAUGGCUGCCUCUAGGGGUCACCUGAGGUGCGUGGAGGUUCUCCUAGCACAUGGCGCUGAGGUGGACAGCUUAGAUGUGAAGGCCCAAACACCUUUGUUUACGGCGGUCAGCGGGAAGCACUUGGACUGUGUCCAAGCUUUACUGAGAGGAGGAGCGGACCCCAAUGGCAGCAUCUACAAUAAUUGUUCCCCUGUACUCACAGCAUCCAGGGAAGGGGAUGUGGAGAUCCUGAGGGAGCUUUUGGAGCAUGCUGCGGAGGUAAAUGUAAGAGCUAAAGUUCCUGACUGGGCUUCAAAUGCUUCUGCUUGCACUGGACCGUUGUACCUGUCUGCGGUCUAUGGGCACCUGGACUGCUUUAAACUGCUGCUGCUUUAUGGAGCUGAUCCAGACUUCAACUGCACUGAACAAAGGCUUCUUGCCAAGAUCAAGCAGCCCAAGACUGUACUAGAGAUGUGCCUUAGACAUGGUUGUGGAGCCGAGUACAUCCAGCUCCUGAUAGACUUUGGAGCAAACGUCUACCUCCCCACGCUCAUUAUUGACAAGACCACUAAGCAGAAUGAGGCAGUAGAGCUUCUCAUAAAGGAAAGAGUUAUUCCAAAAUCUCUGAUGUCCCAGUGCCGGCUUGUCACUCGCCAUUACUUAAGAAUGGCCAACAGAAUUCAUUCCAUUGAGGACCUGGAUAUCCCAUCUGCUUUAAAGAGCUUCUUGCAGCACAGAAUCUGAUGGGCUGUUCUCAGUGAUUGGAGGGAGGGGGCGGGACACAGUGUUGUGACCCUUAAACAGUCCUCAAAUAUUUAUGAUAAAUAGCACAAACUGCCCUUUGGGUUCUCUUAAAACCAAGAGACCAUUUCUCCAUGUUGAGUUCACACAGCAGGGCUACCAGCAGGCUCAGGUUUACAGGGCUCAAUUGCUCCAAGCAUUGGAUGGAAUGAACACUUGCAGCCUGUGUAUAUCUGACAAUCAGACUUUUCUGAUCUUGCCUUUUGCUUAAUUUGACUGUAUGCUUAUUGUGAUUUUCUUUUUCUCUGUUUUAUUUUAAAAAAAAAUUACUCUCUUUCUGCUGAAGUCACUUCACUGUCUUAGUCCUUUCUCUUUAUUUCAGAG